UUAAGCUAAGAAAAAGAUGGGUCUUCUAUUCUUCGCCGUGCGAAAUGAAGUUGACAGUUCACCGAACAACAGUCCAUAGUAAAGUUAGGUUCUAAGAACUGUGCAUCCUAUUAUGUAACCCAGAAUGCGUAAGAAUUAUGCUAUAAUUAUGGAAACCACGUAAUGAUCUUGGCAAGUGAUUCAAUUGGAGAAGCAGAUGUAGUUUCAAGAGAUUUCCUGACAAUCAGAGCAGUUGUGAAUGAAGAAUGCACAAUAACAAGCAAAUAUGGGUGUCUACACACAGGGCAGCAGACUGCAUUUAUUCACAUUAAUGUUCCAAAGCUGGUCACGGUAGCCAAGCGGCCUAAGGCGUGUACUGUCUUCACUCACUCAGAAGCUGGGAUCUUGGUUUCGAAUCCCACACAAGGCAUGGGUGCUUGUGAGAUAUUAUCAGUCCUUGCUGGCUGUCUGUCACUGCUUAUUCAAAAUAACUGCAACUACCCUCUGUAUCUGGGGAUCACCUUCAUCAACAAUCUCAGGACACAGCGACAAGAUGCCCAUUCAACAUGGAGAAAUUAAUCUGCCAUAUACAUUCAUACCGUUACUGCAGAACAGGAGGUCUCAGGUAAAGUAUAGUAAAGCUAUCCCUGUAACAGGCCAUGAAGGCCCAUAGGGUUGUUAGACGUUGAGGGUCCCACAUUAUCUA
Molecule: messenger RNA, 685 nt
Organism: Cryptotermes secundus
Lineage: Eukaryota; Metazoa; Arthropoda; Insecta; Blattodea; Kalotermitidae
Exons: 3
Coding region: 163-558 (131 amino acids)
Source: RefSeq, a predicted model, not a curated record